This is a messenger RNA of Empidonax traillii (willow flycatcher), 1980 nucleotides long. It is a transcript of the gene AK5, whose product is annotated as adenylate kinase 5. Gene Ontology annotation, biological process: nucleoside triphosphate biosynthetic process. Lineage: Eukaryota; Metazoa; Chordata; Aves; Passeriformes; Tyrannidae. Bases 232 to 1953 code for a protein of 573 amino acids. Gene Ontology annotation, cellular component: cytoplasm; cytosol. Gene Ontology annotation, molecular function: nucleoside diphosphate kinase activity; ATP binding. The record is from RefSeq and is a predicted model, not a curated record. The transcript is spliced from 14 exons.
AGGCUGCGCGCUCCCGCUCCGCCCGCGGGGGGAAAACGCGCUCCCGCUCCCUCCGUGCAGCGGGGCCAGGGGGCGGGCGGCUGCCUCCCUCCCUCCUGCCUCCCUCCCUCCCUCCUGCCUCCCUCCUCCUCCUCCUCCUCCUCCUCCUCGCCAGGCUCCCGCAUUGCACCGCCGCGCCGAGCCGAGCGCGGGGCUGGGGCUGGGGCUGCCCCGGCGGCCCCGGCUGGCGGGAUGAGCGCGGGCGAGGCCAAGGAGUACCUGGCCCGCAGGGAGAUCCCGCAGCUUUUCGAGAGCCUGUUGAAUGGAUUAAUGUGCUACAAGCCCGAUGACCCCGUUGAAUAUUUGGAAAGCUGUUUGCAGAAAGUGAAAGAGCUUGGAGGGCCAGAAAAAGUGAAAUGGGACACUUUUGUCAGCCCAGAAAAGAAGACUUUGCCUCCCCUCAAUGGAGGACAACCCAGGAGGUCUUUCCUCAGGAAUGUGCUGCCUGACAAUCCCAACUUCCCGUACCGGCGCUAUGACAGGCUGCCCCCCAUCCAGCAAUUCUCCAUCGAGAGCGACACCGACCUGUCCGAGACCGCCGAGCUGAUCGAGGAGUACGACGUGUUCGACCCCGCCAGACCUCGCCCCAAGAUCAUCCUUGUCAUAGGUGGCCCAGGGAGCGGCAAAGGCACGCAGAGUUUGAAAAUAGCCGAGCGUUACGGGUUCAGCUACAUCUCGGUGGGGGAACUGCUGAGGAAGAAGAUCCACAGCACCAGCAGCAACAGAAAGUGGAGCCUCAUCGCCAAAAUCAUUACCACGGGAGAGCUGGCCCCUCAGGAAACCACCAUCACUGAGAUAAAGCAGAGGUUAAUGCAGAUCCCUGAUGAAGAGGGGAUAGUGAUCGAUGGAUUUCCCAGAGAUGUUGCCCAGGCAAUCUCCUUUGAGGACCAAAUCUGCAGCCCGGAUUUGGUGGUGUUCCUGGCCUGUUCCAGUCAGAGGCUGAAGGAGAGGUUGCUGAGGCGGGCGGAGCAGCAGGGCAGACCCGAUGACAACCUGAAAGCCACCCAGAGGAGGCUGAUGAAUUUCAAGCAGAAUGCUGUCCCCCUGGUGAAAUACUUCCAGGAGAAAGGGCUCAUCAUCACGUUCGAUGCCGACAGAGACGAAGAGGAAGUGUUCUCUGACAUCAGCUCGGCAGUUGACAGCAAACUGUUUGCAAACAAAGAGGCUGCAGCAGGGCCAAAUGAACUCGACUGCAGCCUGAUUAUGGAUUCUGGAGAUGCUGUUUAUACUGAAUUUGACUUCGAGGACCAGGAGGAGGAUCAAUCAAGUUUCUCUGGUUAUGAGAGCACAGGAGACUUUUCAGAAGAGCUGAGGAAAUCAAACAUCAUUUUUGUUGUUGGUGGGCCCGGCUCUGGCAAAGGCAGCCAGUGCGAACAGCUGGCCAAGAAAUACGGGUUUUCUCACCUGUCCACCGCUGACCUUCUCCAGAAUGAGUUGUUGUCGUUAUCGGAGAGAAGUAAACUGAUCAAAGACAUCAUGGAAUGUGGUGAACCUGUGCCUGGUGGCAUUGUUCUGGAGCUGCUGAAGGAAGCCAUGGUUUCCAGGCUAGGGGACACCAAAGGAUUCCUGAUCGACGGGUACCCCCAAGAGCUGAGAGAUGCAGAAGAGUUUGAGAGCAAGGUUGGGGAGCCAAGGCUGGUGCUCUGCCUGGACUGCUGUGCACAGACCAUGAGCAGCCGCCUGCAGGUGAGGGACCAGAGCAAUCCCAACUCCAGCAGCGCCCAGGCCAUCCAGGAGGGGAUCCAGAGCUACUGCCGAGCAUCACAGCCCCUGAUUGCGUACUAUGAGAGCAAGGCACGGUUCUGCAAGGUUGAUGCAGAAGGAACACAGGAGGACGUUUUUCUGGAAAUCUGCAAGACAAUUGACUCUUUUCUGAGGAGGGAAGAGGCAGCAUUUUCAACAGAAGCGCAGUGAUGGUGUGUCCUGGUGUGCACUGGUGUG